CUCGAGCCAGGAUAGCUGCCGCCGAGCGCUGCACUGCCCGGUCCGGCAUUCGUUUGAUAGGUAUUUUGCAAGCUGACUCUGGUACACAAAGCUUGUGCAUCGCUGCUGCUGCGCAAACACUCAUAUCCAAAAUCCAAACCCAUGCAUAAGGCGCCGCUCGCACUGCUGGCCAUCUGUGCGCAGACAACAGCUCUCAAGCUCGUCUUCGCCGGCGGCACGGGCGGCCUCGGCUCCGCGCUGGCGGAGCGCUGCGCCAAACAGGGGCACAGCGUGACGAUCCUGUGCCGGAACGCCUACCUCGCGGUGUCGCCUAGUCGCGUGUCCGAGGACUUUGGCUGGGUCGGCGAGCGGCGCGUUCAGGAGUGGGACGCCCAGGGCUUCGGCAAGAAGAUCACUUUUAGGGAUUGGACGGGCGGCGAUGAGUUGGAUAGCGUCUCGGACCGGUGGGUCGGCUGGGAGGACUCCUUGAAAAACGUGGAUGCUGUGGUCUUCACGGUCGGCGACCUGGGCAAGCGCGGGCGGACGCGGCCCGUCGACGCCAUCGCGCGCGCCGCCCGCGAGGCCGGGGAGGCGAUGCCGCGGCGGUUUGUGCAUUUGGCGCCCGUCGAUGACUUGGUGAAGCGGACGGGCGCCUUCGCCGACAAGCGCAUCGAGACGCUGCGCGACACCGAGCGGAGCUGGAAGCAGACGUUUGGGGGGUUGGGCCGGUGCCUCCGGGCCGGGACGGUCCUCGGCCUGCCGAAGUUCGCGGAUUCGCGGCUCUUCCCCGCGCCCAAGGACCUGCGGCGCGUCGGUACCUGGGUGCACCUCGACGACCUGACGGACGCCGUGCUCGGGGCCUGCUUCGACGCCGAGGCGUCGUCGGACCCCGUGCUCGUGGAGCCGUCGUCCGUGAGGACGAUCGAGGCGGCGAAGGCGCGGCCCGCUAGGAGUAACUACUAUCUUUAA
This is a messenger RNA of Pelagomonas calceolata, 948 nucleotides long. The record is from the annotation of a GenBank genome assembly. Lineage: Eukaryota; Pelagophyceae; Pelagomonadales; Pelagomonadaceae.